AAGAUUGGGAAUCGUUGAUGCUUCUUCGAAGACGUGAGCUUGAUGCUCCUCCUGCUCCAAGAAACUAAGAUCGAUCCUGGAAAUAUGGGAGUUCGACUGGCUAUUAUUUCUGCGAUUAUUUUGUUAAUGAUAUUCUUUUUCCUUUCUCCGUUUCUGUAGCUGACGCGGUCGCUGUUCCUCGCCAGCGCCGCCGUCCUCGCUCCACUCCCUCCCUCUAGCAAGAAGCCAUGCUGCAUCACCUGAGAUCCGCCGCGGCGAGCGCUCCCGGCCAUCCGCUGGCGCCGCCGGAAGAUGGCGACGACCACGACGGGGAGAGCGCAAGGGCUGUCACCGUAUCCGACCAGAGGACCAUCUACCUGGUGAACAUGUUCAUAGCGAACACGGUGGAGUUCCUCAACUCCUUCGCUGCCCUCUGCAACGACAAGCUCGCGCUCCUCCACAGGAAGGUAGUGAAACUGGACUCAUCUCUUGCCCUUCUGGAAGCAAAGCUGCAUAGUAUUGAUGGGAAUGAUGCUUCGGGACACUCAACAAGCCACAAGGCACACCAAUCUUUAACAGAUGACAAAAUAUUUGAUUCGGCAAGUUUAAUGGGUGAAUCCUCUAGGUCUGGUGAUGGUGAUUCUUGACUAGGCUAUACUGACAGGAAGCAUGCGGAAAAGCCAAGAGUCGGAUUUGUUGGAUCAAGAAGUUUUGUCAAGCCCGAAUUCAGUCUAGCCAUGGGGCAUUGUACCUGUGCAUGGCAGUGCUAUAUGGUCUCUGUACACCAUUUACAGGUGAGGGCAACGAAUACUAUUCAGCUAAUGAAGAUGAGAUGGUCAUGUUGAUAGUUUUAUGCACAUUGAAAGUUUGAAACCUUUGGAUUUGGCUAAUUCUUGCUUUCUAGAUGUAGCCGUACGUGUAUUGUCGACUGUUUUUGCACAUAUUUAAGCUCUGCAACUCCGAGAUUUACUGCGAAUGACCUGAGCUGCGAACUUUCAAUCUUCUUAUCAGUAUGGCCUUUUAAAUGUCAUUUGUCUGGAGAAAUGGUAUUUUGUAACAAUUGCGUAAACUGUGUUUUUGCACUUUAGGCUGUGAAUGUGAUGGCAUAAGGACCAGCAUUUAUAAGAAGAAAUCUAACUCCAGACCUUCAGGUGCAUGACCAGCAUUUGUAAGAAAAAAAGUCGCAUAACCAUAACCUUGUGCCGAACUGAUUAUUCUGGAAUCGUUAAAGGAUUUACUUCAAUUGUUAAAAAUAUUUUUUUUGAGGAAUUGUCAAAAAGAAAAUCCUUGAGACCUUGGACAGGUGCAAUACAGUGAAACGAACGAUCAACAGUGGCGCUGCCUUGUUUUUCUUUUUGAAGGGGGCCUUCCUGUAUUCUGGUCUUUACUUUAUGCUCAGUAAGAAGCCCGUUAGAAAGGCCCAGCCCAAAAAACGCUUGCUUACGAGGCCAAUGGAGCCCGAGACCGAUCGAAUCGCCGAACCAGAUCACCACCACCGACCGUUCCGGCGCCGGCGCCUCUGAAAAAGGGGAUCCAAGCAACCUCGAGCUCGGCUGCACCCCUGUUCCCUCGGGGGCCGGUUCCCACGAGCAUCCUGCCGCGGCGGGAGGAAGGUCUUCUUCAUGCGCUAGCGGCGGCAGAUCAGUUGAGGUGCUGUGUUGCAUGCUAGCUUGUACUUUUACAGAGUUUAGUGCGUACUUUGGAAGAAAUGGAAGGUACAGAAAGGCGAAUGGUGUUUGUCACCGUAGGGACUACAUGUUUUGAUGCUCUUGUCAAGGCAGUAGAGUCUGUGGAAGUGAAAGAAGCGUUACUUCAGAGGGGUUACACUCAUCUUCUUAUUCAGAUGGGCCGAGGGACAUACAUGCCGUCCAGGGUCUCAAGCAAUUCAACUCUUCAAGUUGAUUAUUUCACCUUUUCACCAAGCAUUGCUGACUACAUAAGAGAAGCAUCCUUAGUCAUCAGUCAUGCAGGUUCUGGAAGCAUAUUUGAGACACUACAACUUGGCAAACCUCUUAUUGUUGUUGUGAAUGAAGAUCUUAUGGAUAAUCACCAGAGCGAGUUAGCGGAGGAACUAGCCGACAGGAAGCACCUUUUCUGUGCCCGCCCACAAACACUGCAAGAGACAGUUGAGGCAAUGGACCUGAAUACUCUCCUACCUUACACGCCAGGAGAUGCCAAGCAAGUUGUCACACUGAUCAACAAAUUUUUUGGCUUUCCAUUCGACUGAUUGUCUCUGUUUCUGUUCACUCUAUGAAAAAUAGAGAGAUCAUAGAUGGUAGCGAUGCAUGCGCACAAACAGCGGUUAUAUGGGAAAAUGUCAGCUCUAAGCUAAGAGCAUUGAACA
This is a messenger RNA of Phragmites australis (common reed), 2323 nucleotides long. RefSeq lists its product as uncharacterized. Gene Ontology annotation, cellular component: UDP-N-acetylglucosamine transferase complex; extrinsic component of endoplasmic reticulum membrane. Gene Ontology annotation, biological process: dolichol-linked oligosaccharide biosynthetic process. The transcript is spliced from 7 exons. Lineage: Eukaryota; Viridiplantae; Streptophyta; Magnoliopsida; Poales; Poaceae. The record is from RefSeq and is a predicted model, not a curated record. Gene Ontology annotation, molecular function: hexosyltransferase activity. The coding region runs from base 1688 to 2206 and encodes 172 amino acids.